AUGGAACACAUCAAAAUAACUUAUCUGUUCAUUGCUAUCUUAACACAUGGAGUGAUUGUGAGCUGCCAGAAUAUGACACAACCUCCGGAUAAUCCUGGUGAGUGAAUUGAAUUACGAAAUCUACAUAGACGUUCCUUGAUUGAAAUGUGCGAUACACUCUGCGAACAUGAACAAUUGUUCUCCGUUUGGGCGAGUGAAAUCGUACACAAACUCUAGGAAAAUGUCUUUAAGUCUAAAAAAAUUAAAGUGAUCUGAUCUCGAUCCAGAUUAGCUAUACUCUGCCACGAAUUGAACAUGACUUUUCAGUCAAAGCGACGAAGUAUUUCUUUCUGUGGUUUUAUUUUACGGAACACAAGUCUACUAUUUGUGCUUCGAUCGCUAAUAACCAGCUUAACUUUCUUUAACUUACUUCGUUGUGGUUUUCUAUAAUUGUAAAAGCAAGAUAUUGGUUGCCAAAAGAUUCUUGGACAGAGCCAGUUUUAUAUUUACUUUAUGACCAAUAUUUUUUUACAAGGUGGUCAUUUGUAAUAUUAUUAUAUUAAGUCGCUUACUGGCAAGUUUUAAACAAAAAUAAGUAAACUAAAAUUACCACAAAGCAGACUUAAUUUUGUUAAUAAACUUAUUAUGCAGAUCAUAUGUGAUUUAAAACGUAAUCUUUUUUCUGUUGUUUCUCACUUAAAACAACAGCCUACGUACAUUUCAGAUCUCAUGCAAUCCUAAUAUGCAUUUACUUAAAUGAAUAAUUUAAAAAGAAAUAAAAUGAAAGGGAAUUUUAUGUCCAUAAAUCGUAUCGUAUCUAAAAAAAAAUAGUCAGAACAUUUAUGGAAACUGAUCGACUUAAAACACCCUUUUUAUCGUGGAAAAAAACUGAAAUAAUUCAUUUGAUUAUUGCCUGCGUGUUUAAUGGUUUAAAACUAAUAUGUUUGGAACAAUUUGUUCAAUAUUUAAAAUAACCCAAGAUUGCUUCAUGCCUUGCUAAGGGGCAUUUACUGAUCACGUGAUGAGCCACUAUUCCAAAUUAAAGGAAAAUUUUUCAAUUUGAAUUUAAAUUAAUCAAUACGAAAGUACAGAAAUUUAUGAGUACCAUUUUUUUUUCUUUUUUGGUAUAGUAAACAAAGGUGUUCCUAACGUGUUGUACUCUUGUGUAAAUUUGCUUCAUUGCAUCGUUGGAUAGUACCUUAAAACAACUACCCCAGAGUUCGCUGUACUGUCAAAACUUGGCAAAAAUUUUCAAAUUCGAUCCGCUUGUGAUCCAUUCGUAAUUCUGGCCAAACAGGCCAAAGUCAGAACACGACAAAAUUUCUAAAUGCCAUUUUGUAACUGCGGAAUUAAACAAGUAGUAUUAUGUGAAAAUAUUGCUGAGGAGAAGGCAUUUGAAUGGUCACAACAGGGUUUCAUCUAAAGACUAAAAUUACAACCACCUUGGAGAACAUAUAAACAUUACUACAGGAAAGUACCUCUUAGUAGCUUUCAUUUGAAUAAUCACAGUGACACCAUAGGAUUUCGUCCACAGCAGACUCAAAAGUUAGAGCUACACACGAAAUACAUAGCACUAUGUGAAAGUACUGCUGAAGAGGUUUCAUUUGAAUAGUCACACCAUAGGAUUUCAUCCACAGACUCAAAAGUUAGAACUACAUACUAAAUAAAUAGUACCAUGUGAAAGUAUUGCUGAAGAGGUUUCAUUUGAAUGGUCACACCAUAGGAUUUCGUCCACAAACUCAAAAGUUAGAACCACUUCAUAAGUCUCCUCCAUUGACGGGAUUCACACUCAGGCCCCGCUAAUGUAUCGCCGCAGCGAUCUAAAACUGUAAAAUACUGAAUAACAUCGUAAAUUGUUUUCGAUCUCCCGCUUUCUCGCUGCACCAGGACGUCCGUCGUUCCACACCCCUUCCUCCUCCCCUAUUCACCAACUUGGCUCAAUGUGACUUUCCGAGCCGCAACGGUCCAGCUGAAGGGACGCCAUUUUGACACCGCGGAGGAGAUCCAGUGCAAAACGCAUUUCGUACUUUGGACCGUUAACGAGCCGUAAAUUUUGGGCCGUUCCAAGUCUGGCAGACGUCUUGGGAUCCCUGUAUUGCUGCACAGGAUGACCACUUAGACUUAAGGGAGCUGUGUCACGGCUGUCUAAUUCAUUUUGUUAUUAAUAGAGAGUUUAAGACAGAAUCCACUAGGAAAUUGAGUAAUUUUAAUUUUGAGUUGACAAAAAUCUUGUACCGGAGUAAUUUAAAGCAUAUUGCAUUCUUUUCUUUACAUUUUUCAAGGGCUAAAGAUAUAAUUAGUUAUCUGUAAUAACACCAAAGAAAAAUUCUUACGGGAGCCCGAGAAAAUGAAUGUCAAAUUUCACAAAAUUACAUCUUACACAUGAAAUUUUUAGAAUUUUACCUGUAUAAUCACAAUUCUUGUGAAGUUUGACAUUUAUUUUCUCGGACUUCCAUGAGAAAUUUUCUUUGGUGUUACUAGAGAUGAAAUAAACUUAGUAAUACAAAUUUGAUAGCGUCAAGGUAUUUUAAAAGAGAAUAAGGCUUACUUCCGGUUAACGUGCGCCGCUCAAAAACGUGGUUGCUUAAACUUCGUAAUGUCUGAUUUAUGCGUCCUUAUUCGAACUUGAGAAGGUACUUAUGUUUAACAAAUCCACAGCUUCUUUUCAAACACGAUACAAGCAACAAAAAAUGAACUUUAAAAAACUGUUAGGCUAACAAGUUGUCAAAAAUCACAAAUGCAAUCCGUUUAAAUCUUCAAGUUUUUCCAUCCGUACCUCUUUUUUUAUUUGUUGAGUUAUUCAUACGUUUUUUUUUCAUGUUUUGAGUGUUGAGUGUUGAGUUCUAUGUUACACUCAGUUUGAUGACAGUUUCCACUGUUUAACACUUUAAGCCCUAAGAAAGAGUGAUCUUAGUGGUAAUGAGAAUUACGGACAUGAUCACACAAGAUGAAUUUGCUUGAUACUUUAUCAACUUCUCCCCACUACUUCUGUAGGAAACCAAUAGGGGCAACAAAUGAGAAUUAAGAUUUUGAUCUUGGGGUUUAAAGGGUUAAUGUUAAUACAUUUCGUGACACGGCUCCUAUUAAUUUUAGGUGGUGAACGGUCGGUUCAACCAUCAACGUCGUCAUCAUUAACAACAAAUACAACGAAAGAAAGGAUAAACACAACAAAAGUGCAAGAGGAAGAGGUGACAGAGGGAUUAGAAGUAUCUCAACCAUCUAAAGUACCACAGUCACCAACAUCAAGAAUAUUGAAGGCAGAUUCAGAUGCAAAAGGAACAACACACAUUCCAUUGCCCGAAAUGAAAAGUAGUACAACGUACAAUGCAGACGAUUUUGUUGGUGGUACACUUGAAAUUGCGCCCCUUACAAAGAGUAGUAUGUUGACUAUAACGUUACAACUUGCUGCAACUUUAUCCUUGGGUGUAGAUGUGAUGACAUCAUCAGUGUUUACUAAAGUUUCUGAAAUGACCACAGCAACGCCUACGUUGACAUCAUAUCCAGUUUUUUCGUCCACGAAAUCAAAUUUACAAGUGCCUUUCUCGGAAGAUUUUAAGCAAGCGACAACACCUAUCGUAGAGAUCCUUCCUCUGGUUUCAACGUCAAAGCCAAUUGUAUUGUCAAAUAAAGUUUAUACACCAUCUUCUACUAUAUUGUCAGUGACGUCAACUGAAUUGUCUGUAACGUCACAUUCCGUAGUGACCUCAUCAAUAGAACCAUUGAGACCAUCUACGCCAGUUGACAACGUUGAUGUCGUCACCGGAGCAAGCAUGAUGUCAUCUUUUUCAAUUCAAGACUCUUCCUUUACAGAGGUAUUGAAAUCCAUGGAGAAAACUAUGUAUUCGAUGUCAAAAAAAAAAUCACUUUUCAAUUCUGAGGGGAAAAUGACCUCAUCUCAUACACCAAAAGUUAUGACGUCAUCACAAGUAGCAGUCGAAACUGGUUUACAAGAGAAAGAUGAAUGGAUGACGUCCAAAGCUCCCCAAACCGUAAUGCCAGCAAUAAUGGUGACGUCUGCAGCUUACGAAGAAAUGACUCCAUCACAAGGUUUAAAAGACUUAAUGAAAGUCCAGCCUGAGGAAAGAGUCGCCACGUCUAAACUUAAAGACAUAAGGUCACCUGCAACGACCUCAACGUCAUUUUCCUCCGAGAUUAACAAAGUUGUCACGUCCUUGAAAGGUUUAAAAUCCCCUCCUUUAACAAUGACAAUGACAAAUUCUUUAAUAACGGACACGUUAACUUCUUCUCAAGGUGUUAAGACUGUCGUAGCAGAACACGUUCUCCCUCAGAUAGGAUUCGUGACCUCACCUCAACUCACAACAUCAAUGACUUCAUCCCAGUUUGAACACAAAGUGACGUCAUCUGAAGUCAAACAGUCAUCAUCACAGAUAGGAGACGUUACUUCAACCAAACCUACAAAAAUUGUGACGUCAUCUGUAUUUCUGAAAUUAAUGUUAGACAAAUACUCAACACGACAGUCAAAUAAGGAAGCAACAUCACAGCCAACAAAAACUUCGAUUGCAUUUUCAUCGUUUUUAACAUCUUCGGUGCAUAACAUACAAGCAAUUACGACCUCGCAAAUAAAAAAGGUUUCAUCCCUUUCGCCACCUCAGACCUCUACUUUUACAUUUUGGGAUAAAGAGAUGAAGACGACGUCACGCCAUUUUCUAAAAUCAUCUGUUGAUACUGACUCUCCACCAAUGAAACAUACGACGCAGCACGAAGAUUUGAAAAUUACGCUAACUUUUUCUUCAUCUCAACUUGCAGAUCUGACCACAUCAUCCCGACCGGAUGUGACAUCAUCAUCAGAUAUGAAAACAACCACAACGGAGAAAAACCUUGAAUCUUCCGCGACGCCAUCUUCAACAGAAAUUAUGGCAUCGCAAAGCAGCUCACCAGUUGCCAUGAGUACGUCAAGCACAAAUGCUGCCGUCGACGUUAAGGUUGAGAGCACCACAUCAGCCCCGGAAACGGGACACAAUUUUACCCACACCACCCACCCUACUGAUCAUAAAGAGCCGCACGAAAAUAUCACGCACUCACCACAUGAUAUACACGUGACACACCACACAAUGGGCACUCCAAAUGAGCCUGAUGUAGACGCCGCCACGGGUGAUGAGAACCAGACUGGAGGCGGCGAGAUUGUGUCAAUCAUAGUAGUGCUGGGUCUGCUGGGUGGCAUGAUUGCAUUCGUCAUUUUCAUGAUAAUAAAAGACAGGGCCAGAACAGGGUAAGGCAUGGUAUCUGUAAAUCUUUAGCAACACACUCAAUGGUGUCUUACAAGUCACAUGAAGGCCUCUCUCCCCGGGAAGGGGAACGAGGGAUGGCUUUUCCCUACUCCCUAUGAUGGCCUAUACGGGGAGGCUUAGCCCGGAAGGGAUACCUUUUUCAGGUUUCAGGUAUAUAAAAGGGUAGGGGUUUCACUAAUUGAAUUCAUGAAAGGGCAGGGACAUUUGUCAUUGCAGUCUCUCAAAGGGAUAACUUUGAAAAAGGCAAGAAAACUUUCUGGUUUUGUGAUUUAUUCAUAUAUUAUUAUUAUUAUUAUUAUUUAGAAGACAGUGCAUUCACAGUAGUUAGAAGAAUGCGGCGUUGUUUACUCGGUAUAUGAAACUGGUACAAUUUGUCAGUAAAAGAUAUCCCCUUGUUUGUCUAAAAUGGUGUUCAAAAAGAUAAGAGGUUGAACCUGGGGGCCGAGCCUGCCCGUACAAAAUGUUUUUUUUACUACCCUACCCCCCAGUCUCACUGAUCUUGCCACACUAUUGUCUCCUUUCUAAGAAGCGCUUACCAUUUGCCAGAACUUGCCGGCCUGACCCGUCCAGGCAUCAGGAGAAUUCACUGUUAAUCGGGACUAUCCACCAAGAUAAGUUUUUUCCUAAAUUUUAUGCACAGCAGUGAUGGGUUUUAUUAAAAAUUUCAAGAAAAGACUAAUAUUUCAUUUUCAAAAUGACAGGUCUGGCUGGUUGGUACUAACUUUUGCAAAGCACCCUUAAGACUCAAUCAGUUUGUUCAUGAGAAAAGUCUGAUUGGGCCGGUGAUCGAUCGACAUCUCGGUUGUUGCAACUGGGAUCUCUUGACCGAGAUGAAAACUUUCCCAUAUGAACAGUCUGAUCUGGUCGCCAAGAUGAAUGGUACGCAUGCGUAUCCCUUUAAAGAGCGUGUCCCAUCAUUUCGACCUGUUACUUAACUUCUCAAACUCGAAAUACUAAGCAAUCGACACGGUGUUUCAUCACCAGGUGAGACAUCUCGAAGUUCGUCGAAAAUACUCCGCUGCGCUUCGUAUUUUCAACUCUUUUCUCAGAGUGUUUCAUAUGGUGAUGAAACACUGCGUCUUGUUCUUGAUAUAUUACGUCAAAUAUGAUGACACUGCGAUCACUAAAAACGCAAACGAUUGAAUAAAUUAAUUAAUUUUUAGAUUAAAGGGCCCAAACCUCCCGUCAAAAUAACUUUUUUCUUUCUUCGUCCUGCAGGGGGGCAAGCCUAAAGGAUCGCAAGCUUCCAGGUAUUUUGAAUUACUUCAGCAUGUUUAGCUGUAACGACCAGUUGGUAAAAAAGUUCCAAAAUCCUUAGGCCAGUAGGAGGAUAUAUUCCUCAGUUUGAUAGCCAGUUAAAAUCUUAUAUUGUCGAUGUGAAAAGAUAUUAACUUCUCUCUAUGAAAGCGUACAGUCUCUUGGCAAAGUCAAUCUCUUUCAGUAGAGACUGGCCUUUGUCCACUCUUACUUUAUAAAGGAACUCCUCAUAUGUACAGCACCGCAAAUGAUCCCCAGACAAGAAAUGAUCCCCAAAAUGGACCGCAAUUGACCCUAGACCUCAAAUGAUCCCCUUGCCGACCCGAAGUAAUCAAGUGAAAAGUAAAGGAAUUGAAUGGAUUUUAGGCAUGCAUGCAUGCAUGGUGAAUGUGCUGAGAACUUGAAGAACGCGUCAAACAAUGAAAUAAAUAAGGCGAUAAAAUCGAACUGCACUUGAGUGGGGAUCAUUGGCGUUGCUGUACAGUGCACCUUCUCAGUCGCGGUUUUGAGGUUAACCUUAGAAACGUCUGGCUAGCUUCAGAUACUAAACAUUUUUAGUUUGAAUUUUAUUUGCUUUAAUACUGUUUUCCACCUGUCUCGUCCAGUUAUCGGUGAUGACCAUGGUUUUAAGCCUCUUAAAGAAGUACCAGAAGAAAAAGCAAAAGAAAAAGAACCUAAACUUACUCACGUGGAGAAGAGAAACAGCCACAGAUACAGUUACCAUGGCAACCCCGAAGACGCUAUCCCACUGUUAGAGCUUCACAUUCAGGACGGGAGGCCUCCUAUGCUUAAUUCAAAUGACGAGACACAGGAAGCCCAGCCUGAACAGCCGGCGGUGAAACCCCUUCUUGAUGUGUAUGGAGACGGAAAUACGACAAUGUCGUCUGGAAAAUCGAAAGAGAAAAUUUGGCCUGAAGUAGUGUAAAUGUAAUAAGCGUGAAUCCUAAUCUCAUCUGUACGAGCUUGAGAUCAUUAAUCAACUCCUUUCUCAAGGGGCUUUAUCUGCUACGUUUAUCAUUAAAGUGGUGUCAUAGUCUUAGGAAAUUAAUCAAAUAGGUUAAAGUAAAAACACAAAUGUCACUUCGAGCCAAUCAGAGUUGCACGAAAACCAACCAGUGUUGCACGCAGGAAACAAGCACGCCAGUAGCCUAAGAACAAGCUCUCCGCUAGCCAACGUCUGCUUACGCGUGCCUUUCACGCGUGACUUCUCGCAACUCCCCCAAAAUGGGGAGCUUGCUUGCAGGCUAACGCAACAGGAGCACAUAUUGCUUAGCCAUGUUCACUAUUUAUGGUCUUAGUAAUUGAAAGGCACAGGAACCGAUUACUAAUAGGCUCCUGACAGGCAAUAAUCCACAGGUAACGGCCCUUAUGCAUGAAAUUACGUCAGACGGGCAAAUUUUACCACCAAGCCUCGUUUGCAAGCUAAAUGUCUUCGCAUUUGCACUAUUUGCGCGUGGGUAUUCUUUUCAACUCUAACGCCUUGGGAAUUCAUUUAUUCAAAGCUUAGCAACCUAAACCCACGUGCAAACGGAGGUAGAAAUUUCCAACAUUGUUGCUGUGUUAGAAGUUGUGUGCAAACGGGUGCAACAACUCCCAACAAUUUGGGACCUGCAGUGCAUCGUGGGAAGGAUACAACCCAUAAAACUUUGGAGACCAUGUGUAUUGCGCUUGCGUGGCCCCAGCAAUGUUGGACGAGCUGUGCAAACGGAUCCAAAAUUGUUGCGCUACGCUUCGGUUAUUACGGAACAAAAGAAAUGUUGGGAAUGAGUUGUUGGUUCAAAAGUUUGACCAGUUUCAAACUUUGCAAAACAACUCCCAACAACACGCAACAACAUUCAACAGGGUGGUAAAAAGAACGCAGCAUGUAAUAUACAAAAAUGUUGGGAGUUGUUGGCCAACAAUGUUGUGCCCGUUUGCACGCGGCUUAACAAUUUCAAAACGAAGCUUGGUGGUGAAAUUUGCGCUUCAGACCUAAACACGCAUAAGGGCUAUUGCGGAACACGUACGUUAGACCAGUUUCAGCCCGAACUUCCGAUGUGCCGAAGGUAAUUAAUUCUAAUGAGAUAAA
Porites lobata is the source of this 8553-nucleotide messenger RNA. The record is from the annotation of a GenBank genome assembly. Lineage: Eukaryota; Metazoa; Cnidaria; Anthozoa; Scleractinia; Poritidae.